This is a messenger RNA of Alligator mississippiensis (American alligator), 2593 nucleotides long. RefSeq names its product zinc finger protein OZF-like. The transcript is spliced from 2 exons. Gene Ontology annotation, molecular function: DNA-binding transcription factor activity, RNA polymerase II-specific; RNA polymerase II cis-regulatory region sequence-specific DNA binding. The record is from RefSeq and is a predicted model, not a curated record. The coding region runs from base 794 to 1798 and encodes 334 amino acids. Gene Ontology annotation, biological process: regulation of transcription by RNA polymerase II. NCBI's taxonomy places the organism in Eukaryota, Metazoa, Chordata, Crocodylia, Alligatoridae.
AGAGAGACCUUGGGGAAAACACUGGGAUGGGCAAGGCAGUGACUCUGCGCACACAGCCCCGUCUCAGUCAUCUCUGUUCUCCAGGGCUCUGCGAGUCCCAGUGCUGCUGCCAGCAGUGAUGCACGCAGGCUCUCGCUGCUGCUCCCAGUAGCACUAGCAGGAGGCAGUCCACAUAGGGGAUCAGGACACUGACCAAGUGCCCCAGCCACGAGAGAGGGGAGAGGGUGAAAAAGAGGAAAAGGGAGAGGCUGGAAGGGGAAGUAAGUGAGGAAAGAGAUUACCAACUCCAAGCUUUGCCCAGACUAACUUCUUGCAUCUCUCCAUACAUCAUUAUUAAAGCUAACUCUGUAAAAGUAAUGUUAUCAAUAUUUCUUUUUGACUAAUCAAGCAUCUUAUUGUAAUCUGAGGAGCAGGGAGAGGAACAGCCAGUUCCUGCCCUUACCGCUAAGAGAAAUGGCCUGCUUUCAGGCGGUAGUGUAACUGGGGGCUGCCUUUGGGCACUAGCUUAAUUAGGGGUGGGCAAGAGGGGCACCAGCCUUGGGCACUGACUUGGAGGGGUCGCUGGAAUUGCAGCCCCCCCAGCUGCCGGGGGUAGCAGCAGCCCUGCACCACAGCAUUAGCAGCCGGGUCAGGGACAGCAAGCACGCCACUGAAGCAGCUGAUCUGCAACAGACGGGGGCAGACAGACAGCGAUGGGGCAGCAACCGCUGGGGUCUUUGAGACCCUGGGACAGCAGGUGCUAGGACUGUGAGUGAUAACCAAGCAAACCCUUGUCUUUGAGAAACUCCCAGAAAUGUCUCCAAAACGAUCCAAAGGAAACGUGUCUCAGAACACAGAGCAAGGGAAAAACCUGAAGAGUCAGGGCAGAUUAGAAGCACAGCAGCAAAACCAUCCGGAGGAGAGAGAAAGUAAAUCGACUCACCGCGGGAGAGGCGUAAGGAAACGCAAAGACACCAUUGUCCGCCAGAGGACACAUUCAGGAGAAAAGCCAAACAUCUGCAUCGAGUGUGGGAAAAGCUUCACCCAGAGCUCUGACCUUCUGAACCAUCGGAGAAUCCACACAGGGGAGAAGCCCUACAAAUGCAUUGACUGUGGGAAGAGCUUCCGUGUGAGCUCGAACCUCAUCAGACACCAGAGAACCCACAUGGGGGAGAAACUUCUCAUCUGCUCCGACUGUGGGGAGAGCUUCACCAGCAAGGCCACCCUGACCCAGCACCAGUGUAUCCACACAAGAGACAAGCCCUGUAAAUGCAUCGACUGUGGGAAGACCUUCAGCCGGAGUUCCCAGCAUAAGAGACAGCUGAAGAGCCCUCCUGGGAAGAAGCAGAGUAAAUACUCCCAUCAGGAAAGCCCUACCGUCAAGAAGGUCAAAGAAACCAAAGCAUCCAAGAAGAAAACCCCGACCAUCGAGUUCCCCAACACGUGCGCGGAGUGCUGGCAGACCUUCAGCCAGAACUCAGACCUGGUCAAGCACAUGCGCAUCCACACGGGCGAGAAGCCCUAUGAGUGCACUCACUGCGGGAAGUGCUUCAAUGUGAGCUCAAACCUGAUCAGACACCAGCGAAUUCACACGGGAGAGAAACCGUACACAUGCUCUGACUGCGGGAAGAGCUUCACCGACAAAUCCACCCUGACGCAGCAUCACCGCAUCCACACGGGCGAGAAACCCUACGAGUGCAUUUACUGCGGGAAGAGCUUCAGCCGCAGCUCCCACCACAAGAGACACCAGAGAACCCACACGGGAGAAAACCCUCUGCCCUUCCUGCCUUUAUGGCCGUACCCUACUCAAGCAUGUUAGGUGUGGAUUUAAGAUGAAAACCUUCACUUCAGCAGUGUGAGGGGGCAAGAGGUGGGCAGCAGAGGAGAUAGGAGUUGUGAGCUUGUGGCAUCUGCUUUUGGGGAUUAACAGGGUCAUGAGUACUGGGAGGGAGCUGUAUGGCUUUUAGCAGUGAUUAUUAGGGUCAGGGGUAGGCUUGUAGGAGAGAGGGCUGUAUUAGUUGGGGGGUAAGCAGAAUUGACUAGAGAUUAGGAAUGGUAUUGGUGGCAGGGUCAAUAGGUGGUAGGAUAAGGCAAGUAUGUGUGCGUGUGUAUGUAUUGUUACAUUUUUAAUACUGGCCUGUGUGGAAUGAAUUGUAGGUUUCUUUCCAUUUCCAGUAGGACACAUGUUUAUGCCCUCAGAAACACAGUAAGACUAAAGCUUACUGGCUUUGCUAUGGAGCAUCCAAGGGAUGAAUGAGCCCUGGAGACUGAGCUGCCCUCUUGAGGAGGCCCUUCAUGAAAGGACUGAAGCACAGUUUUAGUGCUGUGGAUACUAAGGGGCUCUCUUCAGCCGCAGCAUAUUCACAUCUGUUUUGCUCUCCAAAGGCAAACAAGGGCUGCUCCCCCUGCACUGUUUGGAACGGGGGAUUAUCCUUUUAAUAUUCUAAUGUAUAAUUAACCCCUUCGAUUACUAACCUUCUCUUUCUCUUUCUGUGCUGUAAUAGGAAAGACCAUGCUAGCCCCUCUGGGGUGCAUGGGAACUUGACUAUGCACACUGUAGAAUAAGUAGCAAUUAACAACAUGUUUAAACCAAAUAAGCACUUUUGGUAUUUUA